Molecule: messenger RNA, 2601 nt
Organism: Musa acuminata AAA Group (dessert banana)
Lineage: Eukaryota; Viridiplantae; Streptophyta; Magnoliopsida; Zingiberales; Musaceae
Product: YTH domain-containing protein ECT2
Exons: 9
Coding region: 149-2161 (670 amino acids)
Biological process (GO): mRNA destabilization
Cellular component (GO): cytoplasm
Molecular function (GO): mRNA binding
Source: RefSeq, a predicted model, not a curated record
UUAAACCCCCACUCCUCCUCGCCUCUUUCUCACUCCGCUUUUGGAUUCCUACUGUGGCGGCUCGUCUGCUCCCCUUCUCUGCCAACCUCUCUCUCUAGAUUUGGAUCGAGUCCAUCGAAACCUCGCUUGUAAAUCGCGCUUACUAUCCAUGGCUGCCGUCGCCCUCGCAGCUGACCAAGCUUCAGAUUUAUUGCAGAAGCUGUCUUUGGAUUCUCCGCCAAAGACUGAUAACGCUGUUGAGGUUGCCAAAGAGCCUCGUGCCCUCCAAAAUGGAUCGAGCGAUUGUGAAACGCCAAACAUGCCAAUUCAAUCAGAGCGUUCGCUGACACCUCUUCUGCCUGACUUUGUGGAUCCAAGCAUGUGUUAUGUACCCGGUGGUUAUGCAUCCCCAGCUUAUUUCUAUGGAGGUUAUGAUCGUGCUGUUAAUAAGUGGGGUGAUUACUCCAGAUACACGAACAAUGAUGGAGUGGAGAUUCUACCUGGAGUUUAUGGGGACUUAUAUCAAGGAUAUGGAUAUGCUCCUUAUAGUGCUUAUCCUUCUAAUGGGUCAUCAGUUCCAACCAUGGGGCAUGAUGGACAGCACUAUGGCCCACAACCGUAUCAGUACCCAGUUCCCUUUUUUGAGCAACCUACACCAACUAGUACAACUCAAACUCCAACUCCAACUCCACCAACUUCCCAAGGAGAAGUUUCAACCUCUGUUGCUGUUAAUCAACCUUCAAUUUCAAUGGAUACAGCUAGAGUAGACUCCAGCAAAGUUUCCAAUGUCAAUGCAAAUAGGAAUAAUGGACCAGGAACUAUGAGGUCAAGCCACCAGCCUUCAUCACUAACCUCAGGUGAUUCACAUGGGAAGGGAGGUUUCCCAGGUGGUUUUCAUUCUGCUGGUUAUCAAGACUCUCGAUUUGGUUUUGGUGGGCAACAUAAACCAGCCACAUCCAGCUCUCGCUCUUCCACUGUAACACAUAAAGCUACUAAUUUGUCUGAAAGAAAUCAGAAUCAACAUUCCGUUCCCCACAUUGUGGGUAAAAAUGCUCCUGUUAGCAGGAUGUAUCCGAUCAAUCGAUUCUAUGGAGGGAAUGGUCUGGGGAAUGUAUUUGGAUAUGGAUUUAAUGGCUAUGAUCAUAGAAUGAAUGGACGGUGGGGUCCGCCUUUAGAUAGUAAGUACAAUCCUAGGGGCCGAGGAAAUGGAUUCUUUGGUUAUGGCAAUGAGAUCCAGGACGGGUUCAGUGAGCUAAACAGAGGACCAAGAGCUGGGCGUUCUAAGAAUCAGAAGGCAGCUGGCACUGCACCAGUCUUUGAUUUGAAGGGUCAGAACCUUUCUUCCAUUGGGAAUGAGAAUUCUAGUGUGACUUUGGACAGGGAACAAUACAACGGAGAUGACUUCCCUGAUAAACACUCGGAUGCAAGGUUCUUUGUCAUCAAAUCAUACAGUGAGGAUGAUAUUCACAAAAGUAUCAAAUACAAUGUAUGGACCAGCACCCCUAAUGGAAACAAGAAGCUGGAUGGUGGAUAUCAGGAAGCUCAAGAGAAAGAUGGUGGAUGUCCUGUCUUCUUGUUUUACUCUGUAAACGCCAGCGGACAAUUUGUUGGUGUUGCAGAAAUGGUUGGUCCAGUUGAUUUUAACAAAACUGUGGAUUAUUGGCAGCAAGACAAGUGGAUUGGCUGCUUCCCUGUCAAGUGGCACAUUAUCAAGGAUGUUCCAAAUAGCCUUCUGAAGCACAUCACGCUAGAGAACAAUGACAACAAACCCGUAACUAACAGUCGAGAUACUCAAGAGGUGAGGCUAGAGCAGGGCCUCCAAAUGCUCAAGAUUUUCAAGGAACAUGUAAGCAAGACAUCUGUUCUUGAUGAUUUUGACUUCUAUGAGAACCGUCAGAAUUUUAUGCAGGAGAAACGGGUAAAACAGCAGCUUCAGAAACAGGUAUGGACUGGAAAAGCUUCUCAUGCUCCCAGGGAAGAUGAACAAGACAGAACCAAUGGGAAGCCUGGCUCGCAGCCUGUUUCUGUUUUGAACAAGGAAUCAGCACAGGGCAGUCUUGGAGAAAUAAAUACGCCAGUGGAACUUGGUGUGGCUGCAGCGGCUGGUGCUCCUUUGAAGGUCUUAAAACCAGCAGUGGAGAAGCAUGUUGUUGCAAAUGGUGUUGCCAACGGUGUUGCUUGAGUUGAUCCCAUUGCUGUGGCAAUCCUUAUUUGUGUAGAUGUGUCGGUUAGGAAUAAGUCACUGAUCACUCUUGGGCAACUAAAUUCUGAGUUAUAAGGAGGUUUGCAAAGGAAUUGCAAGAGAGAGAUGGAGUUUGGCAAUAAGAAUCCGGUGAUGAACCCCCGGCGGGUGCAGUCUUGAGUUUGUUUUUUGCUCGACACAGUUAGGUUGACCCUUCGGCCUAGGUUUUAAUGCUUUGGUGAUAUGAAGUGCUGCGGUUGGUGGUAGCAUACUGCUAGUCUUCUAUAUCCUUAGUGGAUUGGAGGUAGGAUUAGGUCAUCUUUCUACUUGUUUUUCCCCCCUUGUUUUUCCCCUUCAGUCGUCGUCUGUAGUAUUUAUGAACUUGGGUCAGCGUUGCAACAAAAAUUGAAUAUAACAAUAGUUUCUUGCCUGCUUUGCAA